CAGAGAUCUUUUGGCUGUUGGUCCGAAACCCCUCAGUAGCAGCAAAACUGGCAUAUCCUCAUGGAAGAUCCCAAAGGAGUCGUGUAGGGUUUUCCUCGCAACCAGAAGGUCUGUUAUACUCAAGAUUGUGUUCGCUAUCGAAGCUCAUGACGCGCUUUUGUUCUUCACGCAAUGUACGCACUCUCUAAACAUCUCGCAUCAGUAAGAACCCAAAAUUACCCCAUGCUACCAAAGUUCUCCCUCAGAGCCCAUAAAGCGCCACUCACUUGCCUAACGUGCCAUCAGGAUAAACUUGUAUCGUCAGACCGCGAUGGAUUUAUCAUAAUCUGGAACCUUACCUCGCGAAGGCCCAUGGCACUAUGGAGGGCUCAUGAUGGCCAUAUUCUCACGUUGAAACUGUCGCCAAUGGGCCUCAUUUCCCACGGAAGAGACUCUAUGAUAAGGAUCUGGGACUUGAGCCUGGAAUAUUUGAAGACAUGCUCAGAAAACAUGUCGGACAUCGCAGCAUUAGGUGCUAAGUUAAACCCACUGCUCCCUCAGCCGAUACAUGCUGAAAUCCCAGUGAAUGCUCUCAACUUUUGCAACGUAGACUUCUGUGAUGGAAUGAUGAUAACACCAGCAACUGUUGACUCGGAUAACUUUGAUAUAUACGAGGUGAGCGAUCCAUUUGGCCUGUUCAAUUUCAAGAGAGUGCUCCAGAAUAUUUCUCCCCUGAGCCUCCUGCGAAGCGAACAUCUUAUAGAGGAAAUUGGGGCCUCCCAGCAUCAAGACAAACGGGGAGGAAAUGGAGUAAUCAUGCGUACAUUGUUUGUGGAGCGAAGUCUUUUUUUCGUGGGCUACGAGUCAGGUGCCAUCUAUGGCUUUUCGAUAGAACAAAAUAACCAUGAUAAGGCCUCCGUAAAAGAGCGUUCCAUUAUCUUCAAAGACUGUAACCUCUCGAUUGUGUUCAGCCUGCACGAACACAAUCCCCUGCCUAUAUUAUCAUUGGUGCUAAACUCAGCAACCUCAGAGCUAUAUACUGGAUCUGCCUCCAAAAAGCUCAUUUGCUACAACGUCAGGAAUUUGCUAGACAUAAAAUUCAAGCAAGAUGAGAAUACCUCAAAUUUCACACCGCACAACCUCAGGCAUUAUGGUAUUCAGUGUAUACAGAUUACAAACAAAAUGAUAUUGACUGGGUUCUGGGAUGGGGUUAUAAAGGGGUUCACGAAUGAUUUCGAGGAAGCUACACGCUUAGAACGAAAAGAAGAAUCAAUAAGACCAGAGCACGACGGCGAAAUUUCGAAGCCGGCAAAGAAAUCUAUAUGUAUGGAGAUUUGGGCUCCUUGUUUUCAGAAUUCGAGUGUUUCGUGUUUCAAUGGCCGGAAAAAUACACUUCGGAGAGCUGCCACAGGCAAAGAUACACUUUUAUUUGUCGGUUACGGUGACGGACUUAUAACUGCUUUCAAGGGAAUCAAUUGAAUAUCUAUAAAAGGAGCGUUGUGAUGAAGUUCUAAUCUUUGUAGUCAACCCUGAUGUGUUUCUUCAACUCGAGCGGGCAGGUGUUGUUCCCCGGCCCCCACAUUGUAGUUGUUAUUGUUCCCCCCGUAGAACAGUUUGCGUUUACUGUUUCUUCUUUGAUUGUUUGUGUUCGCAUUUUGGGUGCUCAAGUGGUUGUGUCCACCACUGCUACUGGCCCUGGAUUGCGUCGUACUUGGAGCACGUUGAGGGUUGUUUUGCAGACCACUCAGAUAUUGUCUUCCCACAGAGCUGCUCCUCAGAUUCAGACCAUGUCCUUGCCCAUAUGAGCUGUUUCUCUUCAGCAGCUGACGAUGUAAAUUGGGGUUGCCACUAUCAGUAGAGCGUGUUUGUUG
Metschnikowia bicuspidata var. bicuspidata NRRL YB-4993 is the source of this 1850-nucleotide messenger RNA. RefSeq lists its product as uncharacterized. The transcript has a single exon. Gene Ontology annotation, molecular function: protein binding. NCBI's taxonomy places the organism in Eukaryota, Fungi, Ascomycota, Pichiomycetes, Serinales, Metschnikowiaceae. The record is from RefSeq and is a predicted model, not a curated record. The coding region runs from base 172 to 1458 and encodes 428 amino acids.